Rattus rattus (black rat) is the source of this 384-nucleotide messenger RNA. Its product is annotated as 60S ribosomal protein L18-like. Gene Ontology annotation, molecular function: structural constituent of ribosome; RNA binding. The transcript has a single exon. Gene Ontology annotation, biological process: translation. Gene Ontology annotation, cellular component: ribosome; cytosolic large ribosomal subunit. The record is from RefSeq and is a predicted model, not a curated record. Bases 1 to 384 code for a protein of 127 amino acids. Lineage: Eukaryota; Metazoa; Chordata; Mammalia; Rodentia; Muridae.
AUGAGCCGCACUAACCGGCCACUUCUGUCCCUGUCCCGAAUGAUCCGGAAGAUGAAGCUUCCUGGCUGGGAGAACAAAACAGCUAUGGUUGUGGGGACGAUCACAGGUGAUGUACGGAUUCUGGAAGUGCCGGAGCUGAAGGCAUGGGCACCGUGGGUGAGCAGCUGCCCCAAAGUCAGAUCCUCAAGCCUGGGGGGUAAAAGCCUCACCUUCAUCCAGCUAGCCCUGGAGUCUCCCAAGGGCCGAGGCACUGUGCUCCUGUCUGGUCAUUGGAAGGACCAAGAGGUGUACGGACACUUUGGCCAGGCCCCGGGAACUCAACACAGCCACACCAAACCCUAUGUCUGUUCCAAGGGCCGGAAGUUUGAGUGUGACAGAGGCUGA